Solanum pennellii is the source of this 1279-nucleotide messenger RNA. RefSeq lists its product as uncharacterized. The coding region runs from base 1 to 1089 and encodes 362 amino acids. The record is from RefSeq and is a predicted model, not a curated record. The transcript has 3 exons. NCBI's taxonomy places the organism in Eukaryota, Viridiplantae, Streptophyta, Magnoliopsida, Solanales, Solanaceae.
AUGCAAUUAAGGGUAGUUGUUGCCUUUCUUGUGUUACUUUGGAUAUCGUUCGUGGAGAUACAUUUAAAGAGAAUUAGAAUUCAGAUAUUAAGUCUUGUGAGAUUGAAUCGUUGUAAUCAAACUCAAGAUCGUUGUAAAUUGCAGAGUAGUUCAAAAAGAAUUAAACUAAAGGAUGGAAGAUACCUAGCAUACAGAGAAAGAGGAGUUCCACUCGACAAAUCCAUAUACAGAAUCAUCACUGUUCAUGGCCUUCACAGCACCAAAGAAGUUGAUGUUCUUGCAACCCAAGAAGUGCUUGAGGAAAUGAGUAUAUAUAUGGUACAGUAUGAUAGAGCUGGAUAUUGGGAAAGUGAUCAAAACAUUAAAAGGUCAGUAGAAAGUGAAGCUUGUGAUAUUGAAGAAUUGGCGGAUCAGCUACAAAUAGGAUCUAAAUUCUAUAUAAUUUCAAAUUCUGCUGGAAGUUAUCCUACCUGGAAUUGCCUCAGGCGCAUACCACACAGGCUAAAAGGCGUGGCUUUUAUUGCUCCGAUGAUCAACUACAAAUGGAACUCUCUUCCUCGAAAUUUAAUCAAAUAUGAUCAUACUAACAAGCUUGCGCGAAUAAUUUAUUGGCUCUGCUGUCAUUAUCCUGAACUACUCUACUCUAUUUGUACACAACAAUUUAACGGUGUUCCAUUGUGCACUGCCUCUUUGUUUACCAAAAAGGACAAGCAAGUAGCAGGGGAUGAAAACAGAGAGCAAUCUUAUAAUAUGAAACUUUAUCCGACUCAAAAUGAUUUUGAGUACUCUGUUCUUCAAGAUUUUAUGGUGGCUCAGGGAAAUUGGGAGUUUGAUCCACUAGAACUUGAAAAUCCAUUCCCUGAAAAUGAAAGCUCAGUUCAUAUUUGGCAUGGCAACAUGGACGAUGUAGUACCUAUUAGCUUACAAAGAUAUGUAUCGAAAAGGUUACCUUGGAUUCAUUAUCAUGAAAUUCCUGAUGUUUCACAUGAUUUCUGGCAGGUUGGUCCUGUUAGUGAACCCGUCUUGAGGUCCUUUCUGCUUGGCCAACAACAUCCCCAUCCCAGUUUACAGGUGGUUAUACAGGACUAGCCCAAGCGAUACGUACCUUGUUAGGGUUUUGCCUUCAUUUUCUCAUAGAUACAUUACUAGUUGCUUCUGCUUCUAUUGUAAAAUUCGAAUUCAUAACAUAAUAAAACAGAUUCUAGUCUGGUUGUGUGUUGUUAUGUUAUUGUUCUGUAAUGUUGAUUGAGUUUUAUUAUCAAACAUGGUUAUUGUUUUA